Hemiscyllium ocellatum (epaulette shark) is the source of this 1837-nucleotide messenger RNA. RefSeq names its product zinc finger protein 628-like. Gene Ontology annotation, molecular function: DNA-binding transcription factor activity; RNA polymerase II cis-regulatory region sequence-specific DNA binding. The transcript is spliced from 3 exons. The coding region runs from base 74 to 1741 and encodes 555 amino acids. NCBI's taxonomy places the organism in Eukaryota, Metazoa, Chordata, Chondrichthyes, Orectolobiformes, Hemiscylliidae. Gene Ontology annotation, biological process: regulation of transcription by RNA polymerase II. The record is from RefSeq and is a predicted model, not a curated record.
GACCGUUGGCGGAAGGCGGGAAGGAGCGCAGCGUCUGGACUCAGCGGUAAACCCGCCCCGACCUCUCCAGACGAUGGCGGAGGGGGCGCGGCCGCCGUCCGGCCCCCAGGGGGCCUACCAGUGCCUGGAGUGCGGCAAGGCCUUCAAGUGGUCGUCGCGGCUGACCCACCACCAGAGGAGCCACACGGGCGAGAGGCCGUACAAGUGCGGCGACUGUGGCAAGGCCUUCAAGGGUUCUUCGGCGCUCCUGUACCACCAGCGCGGCCACACCGGCGAGCGGCCCUACAAGUGCUCGGAGUGCGGCAAGGCCUUCAAGCGGGCCUCGCUGCUGGCGGUGCACCAGCGGGUGCACACGGGCGCCCGGGCCUUCCGCUGCCAGCUGUGCGGCCUGGCCUUCAAGUGGUCCUCCCACUACCAGUACCACCUGCGGCAGCACACCGGCGAGCGGCCCUACGGCUGCCCGGAGUGCGGCAAGGCCUUCCGCAACUCCUCCAGCCUGUCCCGGCACCGGCGGCUGCACACGGGGGCCCGGCCCUUCCCCUGCCAGGUCUGCGGCAAGGCCUUCGCCCAGAGCUCCAACCUGCGGCAGCACCUGCGCACCCACACCGGCGAGCGGCCCUACGGCUGCGGCGAGUGCGGCCGGGCCUUCACCCACUCCUCCAACCUGCUGCUGCACCGGCGUACCCACGCCCCGGCGCCCGCCGCCCCCUUGCCCUGCCCGGUCUGCGGCAAGGCCUUUGCCGCCCAGGCCUACCUGCGGCGCCACCUGCGCGCCCACGGAGGGGAGGGGGCGACGGCGGAGAGGGAGGACACCGUCGGGGUGGAGGUAGGCCCGGAGCCUUUGACCGCCGUCGUCGACGGCGGGCCAGUGGCCGGGGAGGAGGUGGUGGUGGCCGAGGAGGUGGAGGAGGCGCCCCCAUGCCCGCCGGUGGGCGGCAGUGAGAGCCCGGGCGGGCCCACCCCGCCCGUGCCCCCUCCCCCUGCCCGCCCGCCAGCCUCCUCCCAGGCCGGCCGCCCCUACCAGUGCCCGGACUGCGGCAAGGCCUUCAAGGGCUCCUCCGGCUUGCGCUACCACCAGCGCGGCCACACCGGCGAGCGGCCCUACAAGUGCUCGGAGUGCGGCAAGGCCUUCAAGCGGGCCUCGCUGCUGGCGGUGCACCAGCGGGUGCACACGGGCGCCCGGGCCUUCCGCUGCCAGCUGUGCGGCCUGGCCUUCAAGUGGUCCUCCCACUACCAGUACCACCUGCGGCAGCACACCGGCGAGCGGCCCUACGGCUGCCCGGAGUGCGGCAAGGCCUUCCGCAACUCCUCCAGCCUGUCCCGGCACCGGCGGCUGCACACGGGGGCCCGGCCCUUCCCCUGCCAGGUCUGCGGCAAGGCCUUCGCCCAGAGCUCCAACCUGCGGCAGCACCUGCGCACCCACACCGGCGAGCGGCCCUACGGCUGCGGCGAGUGCGGCCGGGCCUUCACCCACUCCUCCAACCUGCUGCUGCACCGGCGCACCCACGCCCCGGCGCCCGCCGCCCCCUUGCCCUGCCCGGUCUGCGGCAAGACCUUUGCCGCCCGGGCCUACCUGCGGCGCCACCUGCGCACCCACGCCGGCGUCAGCGGGGAGGGUGCGCCCCUCCCGGAAGCCGCUCUGCCCGCCCCGGCACUGCCAGCCCUGCAGCCGCUGCCCGCCACCCAAGUUAUCCACAUCGUCCAGGCCGUCCCCACCGUCCACCUGGUGCAGACCUUCUGAGGCUCCAUGCCGCGGGGAAGCGUUCCCGCAUUUCCCAACCCCCUUCCCAUUCCUUCCCCCCCCUUCCAUCCCGAGGGAUCCACGGAUUUUCCGAAU